AACAUAUUGACACCACCAACAUAAACAUAUAGUAACAUGCCUAUUGCUCCAAUCACCGGAACCUUGAGAAGAAAAAUCAUCACAGAUAUCACCAUCGGAUUUGGUUGUGGCUUUGUUUUGGCCACCGGAUAUUGGUACUUCGAGCACAAACCUUUGGUCGCCAAGAGAGAAGAGUUCUACAAGCAGUUGAAGGCCCAAAAGGAAGCUGAAGAGUCUGUCUAAACAGCGUCCCAAGCGUCCCAGUGGGAUGUCAGGGUUUUUGCCCUCCUGAAUCGCAUAUAGUCACUUGUGUAUUACCAUUAAUAUAAACUUACUACU
Messenger RNA from Yamadazyma tenuis ATCC 10573, 318 nucleotides. The record is from RefSeq and is a predicted model, not a curated record. NCBI's taxonomy places the organism in Eukaryota, Fungi, Ascomycota, Pichiomycetes, Serinales, Debaryomycetaceae.